Molecule: messenger RNA, 3354 nt
Organism: Oppia nitens
Lineage: Eukaryota; Metazoa; Arthropoda; Arachnida; Sarcoptiformes; Oppiidae
Product: sodium/potassium-transporting ATPase subunit alpha-like
Biological process (GO): proton transmembrane transport; potassium ion import across plasma membrane; intracellular sodium ion homeostasis
Cellular component (GO): membrane
Molecular function (GO): ATP binding; ATP hydrolysis activity; P-type sodium:potassium-exchanging transporter activity
Source: RefSeq, a predicted model, not a curated record
AUUAAAAUACUUGAAAAUUGUUGAAAUUCAAUCUAUCGGUGUUUGUGUGUGUGUGUGUGUGUACAUACACAAUACAAGUGCUACUAAAUUGAAAUUUUUUAUUAUCAGAAAUGGGUAAGAGUAAAGAUGCAAAACAGGCGAAAAAAGACAACCUCGAAGACCUCAAACAGGAGGUCUCGAUGGAUGAACACAAGAUACCGAUUGACGAACUGUACCAACGGUUGACUGUGGAUCCCGAGGUUGGUCUGACCGCUGAACAGGCCAAGAAGGUGCUAGAAAGGGACGGACCUAAUGCGCUGACACCGCCAAAGCAGACACCCGAAUGGGUCAAGUUUUGCAAACAACUAUUCGGUGGUUUUGCACUAUUACUAUGGAUUGGUGCCAUAUUGUGUUUCCUGGCCUAUGGUAUACAGGCCGGUAGUUUCGAAGAACCGGCACCGGAUAAUUUAUAUUUAGGUAUAGUGUUAGCCGCUGUGGUCAUCAUUACCGGCUGCUUCUCCUACUAUCAAGAGGCCAAGUCAUCAGCCAUUAUGGAGUCAUUCAAGAAUAUGGUUCCCCAAUACGCCACAAUCGUCAGAGAUGGUCAAAAGCACACCAUUACGGCUGAAGAAGUAGUGGUCGGAGAUAUUGUUGAAGUCAAGGGCGGCGACAGAAUUCCGGCCGAUAUUCGUAUUAUUAAAUCUCACGGAUGCAAAGUUGACAACUCAUCGUUGACCGGCGAGUCCGAACCUCAAACACGGUCAUUCGAUAUGUCCAGUGAUAACCCGCUCGAGACCCGCAAUUUGGCAUUUUUCUCGACCAAUUGUGUGGAGGGCGCCGCCACCGGCAUCGUCAUUAACACAGGCGAUCGUACAAUAAUGGGUCGAAUCGCCAAUUUGGCGUCGGGUCUGGCUAUGGGUGAAACACCGAUCGCCAGAGAGAUCGAGCAUUUCAUCCAUAUUAUCACUGGUGUCGCCGUAUUUCUGGGCAUUACCUUCUUUCUCAUUGCAUUCGUAUUGGGCUACCAUUGGUUAGAUGCCGUCAUUUUCCUCAUUGGCAUUAUUGUGGCUAACGUUCCCGAAGGAUUAUUGGCUACAGUAACUGUAUGUCUGACAUUGACUGCCAAACGUAUGGCCAGUAAGAACUGUUUGGUAAAGAACUUGGAGGCCGUCGAGACAUUGGGCUCGACAUCGACCAUAUGCUCAGAUAAGACGGGAACAUUGACACAGAAUCGGAUGACUGUCGCGCACAUGUGGUUUGACAAUCAUAUCAUUGAGGCCGACACUACUGAAGAUCAGUCGGGUGUCCAAUACGACAAAAGUUCAGAUGGAUGGCGUGCACUGAGCCGGGCAUGUAUGCUAUGCUCACGGGCUGAGUUCAAGGGUGGCCAGGAUAACAUUCCCAUUUUGAAACGUGAGUGCGCGGGUGACGCCUCCGAGUCGGCAAUACUCAAGUGUAUGGAAAUAGCAAUCGGAAAUGUGACCGCUUAUCGKAAACGUAACAACAAAGUGUGCGAAAUACCCUUUAACUCGACCAACAAAUAUCAUGUGACCAUUCAUGAAACGGAAGACCCGAACGACCCGAGCUAUUUGGUGUGUAUGAAAGGAGCGCCCGAACGCAUACUGGACCGAUCGGGAACCAUAUUCAUCAACGGCGAAGAAAAAAUACUCGACGAAGACAUGAAGGACGCCUUCAAUGCGGCUUAUCUCGAGUUGGGCGGUCUCGGCGAACGGGUUAUCGGAAUGUGUGAUCUGAAAUUGCCGGCCGAUAAGUAUCCGCCCGGCUAUCCAUUUGACGCCGAUGAGGCCAACUUUCCGUUGGACAAUUUGCGAUUCUUGGGACUCGUAUCGAUGAUUGAUCCGCCACGCGCUGCCGUACCCGACGCUGUGGCCAAGUGUCGCAGUGCCGGCAUCAAAGUCAUUAUGGUUACCGGCGACCAUCCGAUUACAGCCAAAGCCAUUGCCAAAGCUGUCGGCAUCAUAUCGGAAGGCACCGAAACGGUUGAAGACAUUGCGCUACGACUAAACAUACCCAUUGAGGACGUGAACCCGCGCGACGCCAAAGCGGCGGUGAUUCACGGCCAGGAUCUAAAGGACAUGAACUCCGACCAGUUGGAUGAGUUGCUCAGAUAUCAUACAGAGAGUUUUGCCCGUACGUCACCCCAACAGAAGCUAAUCAUUGUGGAAGGUUGUCAACGACAGGGAGCCAUUGUUGCCGUCACCGGUGACGGCGUCAAUGACUCGCCGGCGCUCAAGAAGGCCGACAUCGGUGUGGCGAUGGGUAUCGCCGGCAGCGAUGUCAGUAAACAGGCGGCCGAUAUGAUAUUGUUGGACGACAACUUUGCGUCCAUUGUGACGGGUGUCGAGGAGGGCCGACUUAUAUUUGACAACUUGAAAAAGUCAAUCGCAUACACACUGACCUCAAACAUACCUGAAAUAUCGCCCUUCCUGUUCUUUAUCAUAUUCAACGUACCGUUACCAUUGGGAACGGUUACCAUCUUGUGCAUCGAUUUGGGCACUGAUAUGGUGCCCGCCAUCUCAUUGGCCUACGAACAGGCCGAAAGUGAUAUAAUGAAACGACAGCCCAGAGAUCCCACAAAGGAUAAGCUGGUCAACGAACGGCUCAUAUCGGUAUCGUACGGCCAGAUCGGUAUGAUUCAGGCGGCCGCCGGUUUUUACGCAUACUUUGUCAUUAUGGCUGAGUAUGGCUUCAAAUCGGACCUACUGUUCGGACUCAGGAAGGACUGGGACUCAAAGGGUGUCAACGAUUUGACCGAUUCGUACGGACAGGAAUGGACAUAUAAAGCUCGUAAACAAGUAGAGUAUACGUGUCACACGGCCUUCUUCGUGUCCAUAGUGGUGGUCCAAUGGGCCGAUCUUAUCGUAUGUAAAACCCGACGCAACUCUAUUAUACAUCAAGGAAUGAGGAAUCAUGUAUUGAAUAUUGGUCUACUAUUUGAGACAUGUUUAGCAGCGUUUUUAUCGUACUGUCCGGGAAUGCCUGUACUUCUCAGACUAUAUCCAUUAAAGUUUUCGUGGUGGUUCCCAGCAUUGCCUUUUUCACUGUUAAUAUUCUUCUAUGACGAGGCCAGACGUUUCAUUUUGCGCCGAAAUCCGGGCGGUUGGGUUGAAUUGGAGACAUAUUAUUGAUUUUAUUAUUAUUAUUAUUAUUAUUACGAUUGUUGGUCACACACACACACAAACACUCACAUACAUUAACACAUUACCUGAUCCUAGCGAUUCAACAUACCGUCACCGAUACCAACACAAACAAACCAAACACUAAACAACUUUCUUUCUCUCUUUCUUUCUUUCUUUCUUUCUAUUUCUCUGUCUCUCAUAUGUAUUAAAUGAUUAUAUAUUAUAUAUAAUUGCA